Scatophagus argus is the source of this 1543-nucleotide messenger RNA. RefSeq names its product galectin-4-like. The transcript has 14 exons. NCBI's taxonomy places the organism in Eukaryota, Metazoa, Chordata, Actinopteri, Scatophagidae. Bases 297 to 1430 code for a protein of 377 amino acids. The record is from RefSeq and is a predicted model, not a curated record. Gene Ontology annotation, molecular function: carbohydrate binding.
AAAGUAUCUGAACACGUCCUCUGUCACCGCGUGGAGGGGACACUUGUUGCUUCAGUAGUUGGGUUUAGCUCCGGUUUUCAACCAACACACUCCAUCUCUUGUUGUAAGGAGCCGCUCCUCCACUGGGUCAAAGGUUAAUGUGCAUCUCGUGCCUCCAAAGUCAACACGGUGAUGCAGGCCUGGGCUUGGUACCCAGCUCUGCCCCUCCCUCGUCGUUUGUAUAAAACGAGGCCUGCGGCAGAGACCAGUUCCUGUCUGCGGAUUCCGUCUGCCUGUCCGGCUCACCGACUGCUGCUAUGACUUUCGUUGCUCCUCCUGGCUAUCAGCCAAUCUACAGCCCCAAUAUUCCCUAUCUGGGGCCCAUUCAUGGAGGCCUGAGGGAAGGGGUGACCAUCUACAUCCAGGGGUGCGUUCCUGAAGACAUUACCAGGUUCUUUGUCAACCUGCUCUGCGGACAGUCCGAGUCCAGCGACAUCGCCCUCCACAUCAACCCUCGGUUUGACGGAUGGGACAAGGUGGUCUUCAACUCCUGUCAGAACGAAUCCUGGGGCUCAGAAGAGAAGAUCCGUGAUAUGCCCUUCAGCAAAGGCCAGCCCUUCGAAAUGGUCAUCAUGACCACCUCGCAAGGCUAUCGGAUCAGAGUCAAUGGGAAGGACUUCCACACCUUCGAGCACCGCAUGCCUGUGGAGAGAGUCUGUGCAAUGCACAUCGCAGGAGAUGUUUCCAUCCAGACGAUUAAUGUCAUCGGGGGUGGAAUGGGAGGAGGCAUGGGAGGAGGCAUGGGAGGAGGCAUGGGAGGAGGCAUGGGAGGAGGAUAUCCAGGAGGAGGCAUGGGGGGAGGAUACCCAGGAGGCAUGGGUGGAGGCAUGGGUGGAGGCAUGGGCGGAGGCAUGGGCGGAGGCAUGGGAGGAGGAUAUCCAGGAGGUGGAAUGGGGGGUGGAUAUCCAGGAGGGAUGGGAGGUGGGAUGGAGGGAGGAUUCCCAGGAUCAAACCUGCCGGGCAUGGGCGGACAGCCAGUCUACAACCCCCCUGUGCCCUACUCCAACAUGAUCCCAGGGGGGAUGUUCCCCAAGAGGACCAUCGUCAUCAGAGGGAUGUUGCCCUAUGGAGCAGACAGGUUGUGCAUCAACUUCGUGGUGAGCAGAUCUCGAGACAUCGCCUUCCACAUUAACCCCCGCGUGAGGCAGGGGAUUGUGGUGAGGAACAGCAUGCUGGGAGGUAACUGGGGCCAGGAGGACCGAGAGCUCAGCUUUAACCCCUUCAUGGAGGGACAGUACUUUGACAUGUCGAUUCGCUGCGGGAACCAGCGAUUUAAAGUGUUUGUGAACGGCCAGCACCUGUUUGACUUCUUCCACCGCUUCCAGGCCUUCAGUGAGAUCGACAUGCUGGAGAUCGAAGGCGACGUGCAGAUCUCCUACAUCCACUUCUGAGCCACAGAGACUCGGGUUUUCUGUACAUUAGGUUGCUAGGGAGGGUUCAGACAACAUGUCAGCCACUGCGUCUGUAUUGUUGGUUAACUGAAGUAAUAAACAUGUCAAUAACA